AUGAGUGGUAAUGAAUCAUCUAAUCAGAUCAAUAGUAAUCAACAAGCUCUCGAUUCUGAAGCUGAUUGUGGUUUUAUAGUUUAUAGAACUCGAGAAAAAGAUCCAAUGGCUAAAUUUAGCAGGACUCGUUCACUUGAUAUGCAUUCCUUGUUCUCAACAAUUCAUGAUGAAAUAUCUGGAAAGACAGUAACCGACACUCGACAAGAUGUUUAUACAUCUGUUGACGAUAUGUCAACAUCUUGUUUGACACAACCAUUUCUGCACCAAACUCCUAGACCUACAAAGAAACGGUGGUUAUCUCGGGCUCUAAUGGAGGAAGAUGUCGAAUUAUCUAACAAUAAUUUUUCAAACUGUUCCCACUCAAUUAAUCAUUCACUAUCCACUAAAUCAGAUUCAUCUUUAGUCAUGCAAAAUUCAUGUGCUACGCCAGUUAAUCCGAAAAGAGGAUUAUCUCCCGACUUUCCGGGAUCUCUGAAGACUUACCUAUUUGUACCGAACAAUCCAGAUGAUGAACAGGUGGUUUGCAAUCCAGAAUCUAAAGUUAUUUCAGAGUCACAAGAAGAUCCUGAGUUUUGCGAUGGUCUAUCAAUUCAUCUGGCUCCUCUUCCUCCGAAGAAAGCUACAGUAAAGCAACAAGCUGAAGAGUUGCGAUUGCAAGAGAUACGUAAAGUUCGUGUUUCCCUCUCUGAAUAUCGUCGACGUCGUGGUCUGCCAGCCCUCACACCCGCUACGGAACGAAAUCAUAAGCAGACGAAAGAGCCGCUAGAUCAAUCAAACGGUAAUAUUGAUAAUUUAGAAAUUAUAAUCCCACCAACUCUGAUUAGUCCUGACCGACUUCUAAUAACGCUCCCAAAUCUUCACAAUGAGUCAAGGCCAUCCUCUGACGUAAAAAGUUCUGAUGGAUUACUGCAGAAAAUUACAACAUUGAACAUGAAACCUGAGGUUCUUCAUGAUUACAAUCAACCCCUAUCACCUUACACAAAUACACCAAAAAGAUGUGAAUUCGAUAGCGAACGUGAUUUUAUUGAUGCAAAAGUAAGUGAACGUGGACCUCGAACACCAAGCGAGCCACCAGAUGAUGACGAUGAUGAAGAUAUCGGGGUCGAUUCUACAAAUCCCGUUAGUAGAGGUGCUCUUAGUAGUUCUCCUGAACCGUUCAUAAGAUUUCCUGGUAAAGUGCUUUCUUCUCACAGCUCACCAACAUCUACAUUCUCGGACUCUCGUAUAGCCUCAGAAAAGCUACCUUUCAGGAACAGUUCACCUCCAGAUGUGAAUUCUAGCAAAUUUUCUGAUUCGCGCUUCCAGGCUAACAUGUUUGCUUCUUCGAAACCAAUUAAUCGUGAAAAUCUUUUACAUGACAUCGAUCAUGCUAAGGAGUACGAUCAAGAUCGUAUUGGGUCCGAAGUUGUAGAUCACAAGCCUUCAGUUAAUAUACCAGUUUCUACUAAACAAGUACAUUUUGAUAGACUGGCUCAUUACUAUAAGAAGACAUUUAACUUAGAUGAUUCUCAACAUCUGUAUGGUUUGGUGAUUUCCACAAGUGCAAGUAUAAGAAUGGAAGCACAAGAUAGCUGUCAUUAG
Molecule: messenger RNA, 1581 nt
Organism: Schistosoma curassoni
Lineage: Eukaryota; Metazoa; Platyhelminthes; Trematoda; Strigeidida; Schistosomatidae
Source: the annotation of a GenBank genome assembly